AUGGAAGAUACGAACUCUGAGGAUACGAACUUUGAGGAUACGAACUCUGAGGAUACGAACUCUGAGGAUACGAACUCUGAGGAUACGAACUUUGAGGAUACGAACUCUGAGGAUACGAACUCUGAGGAUACGAACUCUGAGGAUACGAACUUUGAGGAUACGAACUCUGAGGAUACGAACUCUGAGGAUACGAACUCUGAGGAUACGAACUCUGAGGAUACGAACUUUGAGGAUACGAACUCUGAGGAUACGAACUUUGAGGAUACGAACUCUGAGGAUACGAACUUUGAGGAUACGAACUCUGAGGAUGCAGACUAUGAGGAUACGAACUCUGAGGAUACGAACUUUGAGGAUACGAACUCUGAGGAUACGAACUCUGAGGAUACGAACUCUGAGGAUACGAACGCUGAGGAUACGAACUUUGAGGAUACGAACGCUGAGGAUACGAACUUUGAGGAUACGAACUCUGAGGAUACGAACUUUGAGGAUACGAACUCUGAGGAUACGAACUCUGAGGAUACGAACUCUGAGGAUACGAACUUUGAGGAUACGAACUCUGAGGAUACUAACUCUGAGGAUACGAACUUUGAGGAUACGAACUCUGAGGAUACGAACUUUGAGGAUACGAACUCUGAGGAUACGAACUUUGAGGAUACGAACUCUGAGGAUACGAACGCUGAGGAUACGAACUUUGAGGAUACGAACUCUGAGGAUACGAACUCUGAGGAUACGAACUUUGAGGAUACGAACUUUGAGGAUACGAACUCUGAGGAUACGAACUUUGAGGAUACGAACUUUGAGGAUACGAACUCUGAGGAUACGAACUUUGAGGAUACGAACUUUGAGGAUACGAACUUUGAGGAUACGAACUUUGAGAAUACGAACUUUGAGGAUACGAACUCUGAGGAUACGAACUUUGAGGAUACGAACUUUGAGGAUACGAACUCUGAGGAUACGAACUCUGAGGAUACGAACUCUGAGGAUACGAACUCUGAGGAUACGAACUUUGAGGAUACGAACUUUGAGGAUACGAACUUUGAGGAUACGAACUCUGAGGAUACGAACUUUGAGGAUACGAACUUUGAGGAUACGAACGCUGAGGAUACGAACUCUGAGGAUACGAACUUUGAGGAUACGAACUUUGAGGAUACGAACUCUGAGGAUACGAACUCUGAGGAUACGAACUUUGAGGAUACGAACUCUGAGGAUACGAACUCUGAGGAUACGAACUCUGAGGAUACGAACUCUGAGGAUACGAACUUUGAGGAUACGAACUCUGAGGAUACGAACGCUGAGGAUACGAACUCUGAGGAUACGAACUUUGAGGAUACGAACUUUGAGGAUACGAACUCUGAGGAUACGAACUUUGAGGAUACGAACUCUGAGGAUACGAACUUUGAGGAUACGAACUUUGAGGAUACGAACUCUGAGGAUACGAACUUUGAGGAUACGAACUUUGAGGAUACGAACUUUGAGGAUACGAACUUUGAGGAUACGAACUUUGAGGAUACGAACUCUGAGGAUACGAACUUUGAGGAUACGAACUUUGAGGAUACGAACUCUGAGGAUACGAACUUUGAGGAUACGAACUCUGAGGAUACGAACUUUGAGGAUACGAACUCUGAGGAUACGAACUUUGAGGAUACGAACUCUGAGGAUACGAACUUUGAGGAUACGAACUCUGAGGAUACGAACUUUGAGGAUACGAACUCUGAGGAUACGAACUCUGAGGAUACGAACUUUGAGGAUACGAACUCUGAGGAUACGAACUUUGAGGAUACGAACUUUGAGGAUACGAACUUUGAGGAUACGAACUUUGAGGAUACGAACUUUGAGGAUACGAACUCUGAGGAUACGAACUCUGAGGAUACGAACUCUGAGGAUACGAACGCUGAGGAUACGAACUUUGAGGAUACGAACUUUGAGGAUACGAACUCUGAGGAUACGAACUUUGAGGAUACGAACUCUGAGGAUACGAACUCUGAGGAUACGAACUUUGAGGAUACGAACUCUGAGGAUACGAACUCUGAGGAUACGAACUCUGAGGAUACGAACUUUGAGGAUACGAACUUUGAGGAUACGAACUCUGAGGAUACGAACUCUGAGGAUACGAACUCUGAGGAUACGAACUUUGAGGAUACGAACUCUGAGGAUACGAACUCUGAGGAUACGAACUCUGAGGAUACGAACUCUGAGGAUGUCCCUGGAAUUCCCCGAAGUUGA
This is a messenger RNA of Eriocheir sinensis (Chinese mitten crab), 2223 nucleotides long. Its product is annotated as dentin sialophosphoprotein-like. NCBI's taxonomy places the organism in Eukaryota, Metazoa, Arthropoda, Malacostraca, Decapoda, Varunidae. Bases 1 to 2223 code for a protein of 740 amino acids. The record is from RefSeq and is a predicted model, not a curated record. The transcript has 3 exons.